Notothenia coriiceps (black rockcod) is the source of this 557-nucleotide messenger RNA. RefSeq names its product protein RIC-3. The transcript is spliced from 2 exons. Gene Ontology annotation, cellular component: intracellular membrane-bounded organelle; neuron projection; neuronal cell body. Gene Ontology annotation, biological process: synaptic transmission, cholinergic; protein localization to cell surface. NCBI's taxonomy places the organism in Eukaryota, Metazoa, Chordata, Actinopteri, Perciformes, Nototheniidae. The record is from RefSeq and is a predicted model, not a curated record. The annotation marks the transcript as partial.
ACCAUAGCUUUAAAAAAGGCGGUAUUUUGGCGCCACCCAGCGGUGAAUCACAUCCGGUACAGCGUCUUCGUACUUCCGGUUCUCGAAUCAACAAGGAAGUGCAACCGAUGGAUGAGAAACGACGUAACGUCUUCUCCUUUUCCUCACCAUAAACCCGUCAGAUUUCACCGGUUCUUCCCCUCAGGACGGUCCCUGGUAACUCUCCUGUCGUCAUGGCGAUGUCCAUGUUCCAGAAGGUGACCCUCGCGACGUGUCUCGUGCUGUGCGUCGCGCUGCUGAUGCCCAAAAUUCUGCUGUCUCGCGGGAGGAAGGAUGGUGCGGAUCGGCCGGACGGUGGGGGUAACUUUCCUCCUAAGGUAAACCGCCAGGCGGCCCCUGAGGGUCGGGGUCAGAAGUCGGCCUCCAGCUUCUCCAGAGCUCAGAACACCGAGGCCAACGCCCGGGCCAAAGGAGCAGGAACCGGGGCCGGGACGGGGGGGAAGUCCAACCUGGCCGGACAGAUCAUCCCUGUGUACGGCUUCGGGAUCUUACUCUACAUCCUCUACAUCCUGUUUAAG